AGCUGAGUUCGCCUUGGAGAAUGCCAAAGCAGACAAUCUUUAGAGUGCCUCACCAACUGCGCGAGGUAAAUAAAAAAGCUUAUGAACCUUAUGUAAUUUCUAUUGGUCCAUACCAUCACGAUAAAGAUUACUUGAAGGAAAUGGAAGAACGAAAGGUGCGAUCUUUAAAUUGGCUUCUUCAAUGGACAAAUCAGAGUGUUCAAAUAUAUCUAUCAGAAAUAGGAGAUAUGGUGGAAAAAGCUCGUGAUUGUUAUUCAGAACCUGUAGAUAUUUCCAAGGAAGAAUUUCUAGAAAUGAUGAUCCUCGAUGGAUGUUUUAUUAUUCAGUUUUUUAUGGGAACCUUGAGAGAAUAUCCUUUCUGCAACACCAGUCUGAUCAGGACAAGCAUUUUGCAUGACGUGGCUCUAGUUGAGAAUCAACUCCCCUUUUUUGUACUAUGUAAGUUAUUGGAUAUAAUCCCAAGAACAUUCUUCCUCCAGUUGGAGGAUUCUACAGAUCCAAAAGGCUGGUUUAUCAGUCAGUUACUUAAAAGGUUUGAAGGGAGAAUGCCAGGGCUCAGGGUUGACAGAACCUAUAAUGACGAUUCCAUGAAAAAUGUCAAGCAUAUAGGACACUUAUUACUCUCCAAUUGGCAUCCUUCAGACAAAGCAAUGGAUAAAUACCGUGAGCAGCCAACAGAUGGAAAAUGGAAAUUCAUACGUUCCGCUACAGAACUAAGAGAGGCAGGAAUUGACUUCAAAAAGGUUGAAACAGGAGGGAAUGAGAGCUUAUUUGACAUCAAGUUUGAAAAAGGGACACUAGAGAUGCCAACUGCGAGAAUUGCUGAUUCAACAGAGAGUUUGUAUUGUAACCUCAUUGCCUGUGAACAGUUGGACAUUAUUAAUACAACAUUCUUAACUGAUUAUGUGGUGCUUAUCAAUUCCCUAAUCAACUCAGGGAAGGAUGUGGAGUUACUUUGUAAGAGUGGGAUAAUCGAUAAUUGGUUAGGCGAUGAUGAAGCAGUUGCGGUUAUGUUCAACAGGCUUGGAGAUUAUGUCGAUUUAAUGCCAAAACUAUUUUUUUAUGCCAAGUUAUUUGAUGACGUCAACAAGCAUUACGAAAAACGUUGGAAUAGAUGGAAGGCAAACAUAAGGCACAAGUAUUUCAACACUCCAUCGGCUUUAAUCUCCUUUCUUGCUGCAACUUUGUUGCUUCUACUUACAGUGCUACAAACAAUAUUUACCAUUUUCUUCAAUUCUUAAAAUUUGAAAGGGCAAGAGACUCAAGAUCAAAAGUGAAUUUGCAAGUGUUACAUGGACUAAUGGAAAGGGUUUGCUACUUUGGAUUUUUGAAAUAACCGUAUUGUAUUGUAUUGUAUCUUGCUUUUUAAGGUUUGUUUUAUUGGGUUUCUUUAAGCUUGUAAGUUACGGUAUAGUAUUAUAUUGUACCCUAUUGUCACCGAGUUUUCUUUAGGUUUGUUUUGUUGGAUUUCUGUAAGCUUGUAAGUUGUGAGAGCUCUGUUAUUGAUUGUUGUUGCUUAGAUUUGUUUCAAAUUUGCAGUGUAUUGUUUCAUUAUGUCUAUCAAAUAAAUUUAGAUUUUAAAC
This is a messenger RNA of Rubroshorea leprosula, 1583 nucleotides long. The record is from the annotation of a GenBank genome assembly. Lineage: Eukaryota; Viridiplantae; Streptophyta; Magnoliopsida; Malvales; Dipterocarpaceae.